Syzygium oleosum is the source of this 1779-nucleotide messenger RNA. RefSeq names its product MDIS1-interacting receptor like kinase 2-like. The record is from RefSeq and is a predicted model, not a curated record. Bases 1 to 1779 code for a protein of 592 amino acids. Gene Ontology annotation, molecular function: protein binding. The transcript has 2 exons. NCBI's taxonomy places the organism in Eukaryota, Viridiplantae, Streptophyta, Magnoliopsida, Myrtales, Myrtaceae.
AUGGGUUCACCAAAAUUAGAGACACUAGUGCCGCUUCUAUCUUCCUUUGCCCUUUUCACAGUGCUUUUAGUCAUCAUUCCACAAGGUCCCAUUCCUGCUUAUGCCUCCACGCUAGAAGCACAAGCCCUUCUCAAAUGGAAAUCCAGCCUUCACCGUAACCAAUCCGCCUCUUCUCUAUCUACAUGGACUCUCCCUCCUCAAAAUGCCACUGACUCCAAUGCGGCGGCGGCGAGCCCGUGCGGUUGGUACGGCAUCUCGUGUAACCUAGCCGGGAGUGUGAUUGGAAUCAAUCUCACCAGUUCGAACAUCAUAGGUACACUCGAUGAGUUCCCGUUCUCGUCUUUGCCAUAUCUUACAUAUAUCGACGUGUCCAUAAAUGAACUUUUCGGUGGUAUUUCGUCUCAAGUCAGUCUUUUAACCAAUCUCACCUUUCUUGACGUCUCCUUCAAUCGACUAUCUGGAAUAAUACCGCGGGAGAUUGGUGAGCUUACGAAGCUCGAGAUGCUUUACCUUCACUCUAAUGAGUUGAAUGGCUCUAUCCUUGAUGAAAUAGGUCAGUUGCGUAUGCUGAACAAUCUUGGCUUGUAUUCAAACCAGUUGGAUGGAUCUCUUCCUUCUUCCUUGGGUAACUUGAGCAGCCUUGCUUGGCUAUACAUCUCUCACAAUCCACUUUCUGGUUUUAUUCCUCUUGAAAUGGGGAAUUUGACGAACUUGGAGGAGAUUUACAUGAGUUACAACUUCCUGACAGGGCCAAUUCCUCCCACUUUUGGGAAAUUGAUGAAACUAACAGAAUUGCACGUAUUUCGUACUGAACUUACCGGUUCCAUCCCAUCGGAGCUUGGGAACUUGAAACUUCUCCGGAGACUCUGCCUAUACCACAAUAAUCUUACCGGUUCAAUCCCCUCAACAUUAGGCAAUUUGACAGAGCUUACCCAUUUUUAUCUACAUGAGAACCAGCUUUCUGGUAAUAUUCCUGAUGAGUUAGGAAACCUCCGGGCUAUGAUCCACGUGGAGCUACGCCAAAAUCAGCUCACCGGUCCCAUUCCUCCUUCUUUGGGUAAUCUGACUGACCUACGAUAUCUAUACCUCCGCCGUAAUCGACUUUCGAGUUCGAUUCCUGGAUCCUUAGGAAAUCUCCGGGCUAUGCUCUACUUACGUCUGGAUGAAAAUGAGCUCACUGGUCCAAUUCCUUUUUCUUUCGGUAAUUUGACUAACCUACUCCAUUUAAUCCUCCACUACAAUCAACUUUCGGGACGCUGGCCAAUAGAAGGUUUCUCAAAUACAUCAUUGUCAGUAAUUGGUUUGUCCUACAACAAAUUUGAAGGCCCACUUCCACUUCCAUCACCCUCCACAUAUUUCUAUUCGAUCGCAAACAAUAAAAUAGAGGGGAAGAUCUCUCCUUCGAUAUGCAUUGCCACCAUCCUCUCAUUUCUCAUCUUGUCUAAUAAUAGCUUAAUUGGUAGCCUACCCGAUUGCUUAUCAAACUUCAGCAUUGGUUUAUCGGUUUUGGACUUGCGAAUGAAUCGUCUUUCAGGCACAAUCUCUAGAAGAUUUUCACUGCGAAGUAGCUUGAGAACUCUUGCCUUGAGUCAAAAUCAAUUCGAAGGCACAUUGCCACAAUCCCUUGCCAAUUGCAAAAACCUCGAAGUUAUAGAUUUCAGCAAUAAUAAGAUAGAGGAUAAUUUCCCGGCAUGGCUGGGAACAUUGCCAAAGCUAAAAGUUCUUAUUCUGAGGUCCAACAAUUUUAAGGGUCGUUUGAAUUUUCCAAGGCCUAUUUGA